AUGCUGUGGCCAAAUAACCAUCGUGUGAUCUGGGUAUUAUCUCAGUCUCAGUAUUACAACACACACAGACAAACACUGAUCCUCUGUGACUGUUCUGAUAGUCCACCAGGAUUCACUUUGUUAUAUUUAAUGUCAUCAAGCACUCAUGGAUUAAUCCGGAGAGCUUGUGUGAGAAUAAAUAAGAGAGAUUAUGUAUCUGGUUCUAAAUACAGACAGGUUUGGUGUUCUAUUUCACCUGACUGCAUUCAACAUGGACCUUGUGUCACCUCAAUUAGUUAUACAUGUGAUCAGGCUUACUCUCUGAAGUGUGACUUUUGGCCCCUAUCUGCCUCCUCAUGGAUAGACAGAUGUCACACAUGGCCUCAACCUCAUGUUGUUGAUGAUAUAGUACAAAAUGGAUGUCACUUUCUAGCAAUUCGACAUAAGCUAGGAAUUCAUGAAGACCAUGAAUGGAGAAUUUCUUUUUCUCUGGCAGAACAAAAGCUUUUGUAUGCAAUGAACCACUGUCAAGCCUUAACUUAUAUCCUGCUCAAGUUGUUCUUAACAGAAAUAAUUAACAAUGGACUAAGUGAAGAUGAUAAAUCACUAUGUUCCUAUCACAUGAAGACAGCAGUUUUCUGGGUGAUUCAACAAAAUGCAAUACCUCACUGGUGUCCACAAAAUCUCCUGGGGGGUUUCUGGGUCUAUGAGUAUACGCUGAUUUCUGAGGCUAGAUUUGAUUUAAAUAUAAUGGAGCAAAUAUACAGUACAGACAUUCCAUCCACACCAGUUCAACAAAGCAGUAUGUGGUAUCUUCAUACAAUAGAACAGAUGAUAGUUUCACCCCUCCUAACACAGUAUCAAGUCCCGUUGCUACAGAAACAUUCAGCUAAUAUCCUUCAGCAAACUGCUUUUGUAUUACACAUGGAAAGUUACACUCAAGGAAACAAAAUGAGGUUCAAUGUAGAUGAAGAGAUGUAUACUGAGGCUGUAGGGGGACAUUCCUGGUCUACAAAGAUGAGACAGGCUGUAGCAUGGGAUAUUACACUUGACAACAAAACUUCUUACAUCCAUGAAUUGAUACCAGAACAACAGUCUGCUUUACAGAACACUGUGCGUACAUUAUAUAUUCCAUCCUUGGUAAUGUUGUACAUGCUAGAGAUCUUGUGCUACAGACAUAUAGACACAACGAGAGCACAAACAGCUCUAGAUGAUCUACAGACCCUAGUUCACGCUGAUCAAGCAACUCCACUCCAUGACUCCACUCCACUCCACUCCACUCAGCUUUUUACCCCAAGCCACUAG
Saccostrea echinata is the source of this 1284-nucleotide messenger RNA. RefSeq lists its product as uncharacterized. The transcript has 4 exons. Lineage: Eukaryota; Metazoa; Mollusca; Bivalvia; Ostreida; Ostreidae. Bases 1 to 1284 code for a protein of 427 amino acids. The record is from RefSeq and is a predicted model, not a curated record.